Molecule: messenger RNA, 2480 nt
Organism: Astyanax mexicanus (Mexican tetra)
Lineage: Eukaryota; Metazoa; Chordata; Actinopteri; Characiformes; Acestrorhamphidae
Gene: acp5b
Product: acid phosphatase 5b, tartrate resistant
Exons: 7
Coding region: 119-1153 (344 amino acids)
Biological process (GO): bone resorption
Molecular function (GO): acid phosphatase activity; ferric iron binding; ferrous iron binding
Source: RefSeq, a predicted model, not a curated record
UGCCCUGUUCUCACUAGGUUAAAGGCUGUGAGGCCUUAAUCUACAGUCGUUCUUACACUCAUUGGCAUUUCUGAGCUGGUGUGAUCAUGAGCUGCCGUUCCAGUUUUGUCAAUCAUUAAUGAGGAAACCUGUGAAGAGCCUCAAUCCUGUCCUUCAAUCUUCCAUCUUGAGACGCACCAUGACCUGGCUGAUGGUUCCACUGCUCCUGCUCAUGCUUCAGAUGAUCUGCACACCAUCUCAAGCUCAGGAACAAAGCUCUCUGCGCUUUGUUGCCAUUGGAGACUGGGGCGGCCUUCCUACAGCUCCCUUCUACACACUGCAGGAGAUGAAAAUAGCUAAAGAACUAGGAAGCGUGGCUGAAAGCCAGGGCCUGGACUUUGUCCUCAGCUUGGGAGAUCAUUUCUACUACAGUGGCGUCACGGACGUAAAGGAUACUCGCUUCAAGACUACGUUUGAGAAUGUGUUUUCUCAUCCAGCUCUGGAUCCUGUACCUUGGUAUUUGGUAGCAGGAAAUCAUGAUCACCGGGGAAAUGUGUCUGCUCAGAUUGCUUACUCAGCCCUGUCUAAGAGGUGGCAUUACCCUGAUCCCUACUACCAGCUGCAGUUCAAGAUUCCUCACACCAAUGUCUCGAUGACGGUGCUGAUGAUUGACACAGUGGUUCUUUGUGGAAACACUUAUGAUGAACUCCAACCGCAAGGCCCAGAGGACCCCACUGCUGCUGACCGUCAGCUGGAGUGGAUUGAGAAGAUGCUUCAAAGCACCAAGUCAGACUUUGUGCUUGUGGCCGGACACUACCCUGUCUGGUCGAUUGGACACCAUGGUCCAACUCGCUGUCUGGUGAAGCAGCUGAGGCCCCUGCUAAAGAAAUAUAAUGUCACUUUAUUUAUGAGUGGUCAUGACCACAGCUUGCAGUUUAUUCGGGAGGAAGACGGGAGCCCAUACGUGGUCAGCGGAAGUGGGAAUUUCCUGGACAUGUCCACUGUUCACUCAAAGACAUUCCCAGCAUCUUGGCAACUGUUUUCCAGUGCUAUGAAUCACACUGCAGGAGGCUUUGUGUAUUUUGAAGUUACAGAGAGUAAGAUGUUUAUAAAUUACAUUCAGUUAGAUGGUAAGUGUGUUUAUCAGGCCACUCUGCCUAAACGGAGUUUAUGAUACACUGAUGGAGACCAGUAGGCUAGGUAAGAUUGAAAUGUUUUCUCAUGUUAAAGAGGAACUUAUUUCUCAAUCCUUUUUUUCCACAUAAAAUUAGAAAGAUUACAUAAUUAUUUUCUCGGCUUUUUAUCUAUAAUGAUUAAAUUCUAUCUGUGUAAGUUAAUUGAUUUAUUAAGUUAAAAUGUUUUUUAAUGACUGCAUCUUCAUUUUCUGAAGUGGCUGUGAAGGCCUAUGGAAAACAAAAAUACAACUUUUACAUUGUGAUGUGAUGCAUUAUCAUGCUUUAAGUAAUAAUUUAAAAAUGGGAGAAUUGUGACCAUGAAGGGAUGCAAUUAUGACGUGGCAUAAUGUGAUAAUUUAUUGUUAAUAACUAGAUCUAAUGAUGCUCAGAAACAUUCCUCACACCUUAAAAACACCUUGACAAGUCUGGACUGUUUACAUAAAGCAGGCUGGUUCAAGAAUUCAUGCUUUUAUUGCCAAUUCCUGACUCUAGCAUCUGUGCGCCAUUUGAUAAAUCAAGAUUAAUCAGACUAGGCUAUAUUUUUCCAGUUUUCAACUGUCCGGGGUAUACCCACUGCAGCCUUAGCUUUCUGUUCUUGGACUUAACUUGGUAUUCUGCUGUAGUAUUUGUCAAGAUAUUAGUGUUUAGAAUUAAGUAAGAAAAUAUUGCCUGAAUCUGCAGAAAGGUGGAACUAAGUCUAUCCAAAAAUAGAUAUUUUUAUAGAAUAGAACUGACACAAAUUAAGGAACUGUUUCAGACUUCUCUGCCAUCAUAUAUGUUAAUAGAGACAGUUGUGUUCAGUUUUAUACAUUUUAUGUCCUAUGUGUCUUUGUAUUUCAGUGUUUUCAGACACUUCCACUACAGACAGACGGGGGCGAUAUUGCAAUAUUUAUGAUUUGUCUCAAGCUUUUGUGAUGUUUUAUAUGAUUUAGGAAGCAGGACAAGCAUAAGGAUAAACAUCCAUGCACAAAUAUAACAUACACACAUAAACAAGCACACACCCAAAUGAAUAUACACAAUUUAUUUGAAAAAGUAACGAUCAGACAACUUUUGUACCAUUUCCACAGAUUCACAUGUAUAAAAAAGUAAUGAAGUCAUUUUGUUUUGUACUGUCUGUAUCGUUAUCAUGAUUAGUCAUGGGUAAUUCUUCUGUCCAGUUUCUUAUCAUACCAUUUCAGUCUUUAUCUUACUGAAAAUUAUACAUCUAUUUCUAUACAACUGUAGAACCAUAAAUACGAUUUUAAAAACUAAUAUACAGAUAUUUCUUUAUAAAAGCUAAAAAAAUAAAUUAGUGCCUUGGCAAAAUAAACAUCUGUUAUCCAAAAA